UUCAUUUUAAGUUUUGCCCAGGGACACACAUAGAAGGUGCAGAAGUUUUCUUACUUAUCGAUAUAUUUAACCAGUCGGUAAUGUUAUGUUUUAUCGACCGAUUUACAUUCGGUUUGGGAUACAACCGUAAUAGUUCGUUUCAAGCAUUACAGAUGGCGACAUACAGUUUUCUUUGUUACCGACUGAUCCGACUGUUUUAUCGAUCGGUCUUAAUACGAUUCUUGCACAACAAAGUGCAUUAGUUUUUACGAUAGGGGGCCUCGUGUACUUGUUUAUAAACAUUGUUAAAAAAAACACAAACGUAAAAAUUGUAAUAAAUAAAAUAUGGACGUAGUUGAAAUCGAAGAACAAGAUAGUUCCUCCAAUAUCGAUCAAAUGGAUAUUAAAAUGGAUGCAAAGCAAGAAAAAAUAAUUCCUAAAGAGAAUACUAAGUCAGACUCAAAUCAUCAGGAAUUAGUUAAGUUAACUAAAGAAGCUCUUGAUAAAUUAAUUGACAGCGAUCCGUUUCUAGCUGGAUUACCAUUAAAUGUCACUGUAGAAGAAAUUAAAGCACAGAUUGCUGUGGCACAGGGUCAAGCUAUAACAUUAUUUUUAAAUCGUAGAAAUCUUCCAAGGCUUUCUAUUGUGGUACCUACACAUACAACUACAGUGCUUGAUUUAAAAAAAGCCAUUAAGAGGCAUACUAACUUGUAUUUCAAAAGAGAAAAUAUUAAGAAGAAGAUCAGUUGGAAACACGUUUGGAAAAAAUAUAAUUUAUGCUUUAACGAUUUACAACUCGCCAAUGACAAUAAAAAUUUAAAAGUUUACGGCAUUGGUAAUAAAGCUGAAUUAUAUUAUGUUAAGAAGUACAGAGAAAAAAAUAAAUUAAGAAAUGUCGUUAAAAACGCAUGAUUGAAGCAACGUUUGUAUAUAUUUACACAUGUUUAUAUUUAAUUAAAUUGUUACCAUUUUAUUU
Messenger RNA from Polistes canadensis, 955 nucleotides. RefSeq names its product U11/U12 small nuclear ribonucleoprotein 25 kDa protein-like. The record is from RefSeq and is a predicted model, not a curated record. Gene Ontology annotation, cellular component: U12-type spliceosomal complex. Bases 325 to 891 code for a protein of 188 amino acids. The transcript is spliced from 2 exons. Gene Ontology annotation, biological process: mRNA splicing, via spliceosome. Lineage: Eukaryota; Metazoa; Arthropoda; Insecta; Hymenoptera; Vespidae.